GUAUGUCUUUAAAGUGACGUUGUGCCUAGCUUUGAUAGUGUUUUCCGCCACGGUGCACGGUGACGAACUAGAUGUCACUGAAUCGACCCUCGAAGGGUUUGAAUAUCAAACCUUAACAGCAAAACUGGACUAUUUGCAGCACAAGCUUACCGAGAUGGACUUUGCGAUAAAGGAGGAACGAAAGGCCAUCGACGAGACGCUAGAACACCAGAAGAACGUGUCGGAAUGGAUACUGUCGAUCAUGAACCAGCAGAGCCAAACGCUUCGUCAUAAUCUAUCCGAGGUUACGGGGCCAUCAGUACGCUAAACCAGAGGAUGGUUAGCAAUUUCAUGGCUUUGCACAUUCAGUCGAAUGAAAUGCUCACAGUGCAGAUCGCCAACGCUAAUUACGAACGGCUGCGGAAGGAUGUUGAAAUGCUCCUCUCAAACCAACACCUCGCUCAGUUUAUGAUCAGUUCAGGCUUUAAUCUUCAGAGUGUUUCGUUUAGAUCGUGCAAGAAGACCCCAUCGAAGAGAUCGGGCAAGUACUUAAUGCAGCCUACUGAAAACGAUGAGCCAUUCAUAGGAUAUUGCGAACAGACUAGUUUCGGAGGUGGAUGGCUUGUGUUUCAGUAUCGGUUUAACGGAUCGGUGGAUUUUUACCGCGACUGGGUCGAGUAUCGAAAUGGGUUUGACAGUGUGGAUGGAGAAUUUUGGCUCGGCUUGGAGCACUUGCAUCGCAUUACUCGAGACCGAAAACACGAGUUGUUGGUGGAGCUGAAAGACUUCGAAGGAAACUACAAGUACGCACGGUAUAGUGAGUUCGAGAUCGGCAGUGAGGGAGUACAUUAUCAGUUAAAGCAGCUGGGAACGUACACAGGAGCGGCAGGAGACUCAUUGACGUACCAUAAGGGUAUGACGUUUACAACCAAAGAUAAAGACAAUGAUGAAAGUGGAAGCAAAAACUGUGCUGAGAAUUAUGAUGGGGCAUGGUGGUAUGGAAAUUGUUAUGCUUCAAAUCUAAAUGGUGUUUAUAUGAAUAGAACUGAUGCAAAAUCUAUGAACUGGUAUGACUACAAAUUAACCUUUAUGGGUUUAGCGUACUCAAGAAUGUUGAUUCGCGAAAAGUAACGCAGUUUACAUCAAUAAAGUAAAAUACACAUGCCUCCAUACAGCGAUUAGGAGGAUUCCUUUAA
Molecule: messenger RNA, 1175 nt
Organism: Anopheles arabiensis
Lineage: Eukaryota; Metazoa; Arthropoda; Insecta; Diptera; Culicidae
Product: ficolin-2-like
Exons: 1
Coding region: 316-1110 (264 amino acids)
Source: RefSeq, a predicted model, not a curated record